AUGGCAGAAGAAACUACCCCAUUGGUUUCAACCAAUGAAUCAGAAUCUACCCCUAAAGGAUACACUCCUAAAGACCAAAUUGAAUGGGAGUUUGGUGGUCCCAUUGGUGCAUUGGGAAUGAUUAUUGGAUUCCCAUUAUUGAUGUGGUAUAUGUGGAUUGGAGCGGAGUUCUACAAAGGCAAAUUCCCUUGGCCAGAGCAAGAUCAAUCAUGGUCGUAUUUCUUGUUGUUAUUGUGGGAAUUGUUCAAAUUGAAUGGAUUACCAACUUUUGGCACUUGGUUAUUUUUCACAUCAUUUAUUGUCAUUCAAGGGCUCUUUUAUUUGACUUUGCCAGGUGUUUGGACAAAAGGGCAGCCAUUGACGCAUUUGAAUGGUAAGCAAUUGCCUUAUUUCUGCAAUGCCAUUUGGUCAUUUUAUACCACUGUUGCUGGAUGGUUGGUUUUACACUUCACUGGUGUAUUACCAGCCUAUUAUAUGUUGGAUAACUUUGGAAGAAUAAUGACAGUGGCUAUAUUUUACGGUAUCUCGUUAUCAAUCAUCUUGUACUUGAUUUGCAUUUUUGUCACUGGUGAUUACCACAGAAUGACGGGUAACCAUAUCUAUGAUAUGUUUAUGGGUGCCCCAUUGAACCCAAGAAUCGGUAAAUACCUCGAUUUGAAAAUGUUUUUCGAAGUUAGAAUUCCUUGGUUUAUCUUGUUCUUUUUGAGUUUAGGAUUGUGCUUCAAGCAAUACGAUAAUUAUGGUUAUGUCACCCCACAAGCUGCAUUUUUACUUUACGCUCAUUGGCUCUAUGCUAAUGCUUGUGCUAAAGGUGAAGAAUUGAUUGUCCCUACUUGGGAUAUGGCUUAUGAAAAGUUUGGUUUCAUGUUGUUGUUUUGGAAUAUUGCUGGUGUGCCAUUUACUUAUUGUCAAUGCACAUUGUACUUGGCCUACCAUGACCCACAAGAAUAUCAAUGGUCAAUUGCUUACAAUGUUUUCUUGUUUGUUUUGAUCACAGUCGCCUACUACUUCUUUGACACGGGUAAUCGUCAAAAGAAUAGUUUCAGAAGAACAGUGGCUGGAAACACUCACUUACGUAAAACAUUCCCAUACUUGCCAUAUUCUGACAUUACUAAUCCAAAAUAUAUCAAGUGUGAAAAUGGAUCAUUAUUAUUGACCGAUGGUUGGUAUGUCUACGCUAGAAAGAUGCAUUACACUGCUGACUACAUCCAAACUUUGACUUGGGCAUUAAUGUGUGGAUUUAAUUCCCCAUUCCCUUGGUUCUUCCCUAUUUUCUUCUUCAUUGUGUUGGUUCAUAGAGGUUACCGUGACCAAAGAAAGUGUGAAAAGAAGUAUGGUAAAGAUUGGGAUAGGUAUUUAGAAGCUUGUCCUUACAUGUUUAUCCCAUACGUUUGGUAA
Molecule: messenger RNA, 1398 nt
Organism: Lodderomyces margitis
Lineage: Eukaryota; Fungi; Ascomycota; Pichiomycetes; Serinales; Debaryomycetaceae
Gene: ERG4
Product: delta(24(24(1)))-sterol reductase
Exons: 1
Coding region: 1-1398 (465 amino acids)
Biological process (GO): ergosterol biosynthetic process
Cellular component (GO): endoplasmic reticulum membrane
Molecular function (GO): Delta24(24-1) sterol reductase activity
Source: RefSeq, a predicted model, not a curated record